Molecule: messenger RNA, 2548 nt
Organism: Stegastes partitus (bicolor damselfish)
Lineage: Eukaryota; Metazoa; Chordata; Actinopteri; Pomacentridae
Gene: otud3
Product: OTU deubiquitinase 3
Exons: 7
Coding region: 968-2047 (359 amino acids)
Biological process (GO): protein K6-linked deubiquitination; protein K11-linked deubiquitination; protein K27-linked deubiquitination
Molecular function (GO): cysteine-type deubiquitinase activity
Source: RefSeq, a predicted model, not a curated record
AGAGGGUUAAUGUUUGGCCUCAUUCAACCGUCUUGACCAGAACUGACCGCUAUCCUGCUUAUAUUGCUUGUUCACGUUUCUUCAUCAACGUAUUAAUUAAGGUGUAGAGAUAAUGGAUGGAUGGAUGGAGUGCAUCUGUAUCAAAAAUAGAAAAUAAUAAUUUUUAAAAAUCAUAAUAUAUUAUAUAUAUCAUGAUUUUUUUCUGAAAAUUUAUUUUGAAAUGUGAACGUUCAGACUGCUUUGCUUUCAGACCUGGCUACAGUCAGCUAAUGAGCCUUUUAGACUGAUUUAAACUGACAGAUAGAUUGUUCUGCUGGUUCGCUGUGUUAGAUGAUGGUGCACAGAAUUCAUUAGAAAUCUAGGUGACGGUAAUGAGAAUCAGUGACGGGGCUUGAAAAAAUGAAAUGAAAUGAAAAAUACUUUAUUUAUCCCAGAAGGGAAAUUCAAUAAAAUUCUUACCCUGGUUUACCCUUCACAUAUCUACCUGUAGUCCUAGAAACUUUAUAACAAAACUAAUGGAAUUGCUAUUUAGCUUCAGUACAAAUUAAAAUCAUAAAAUAACACGACACAGUCAAUAGUAAUUAAUUUCCCAUUUUAUAUCUAUAAUAAGUAAGAGACAGAUUUUUUUUCCCUUGUGCUUUGAAUGCAGUGUUCGCUUUGUAAACUGAAAUCUGGUAUUUGCUUAAUUUCUAUUUUAAAUGAGCCACGAGAGAAUCAGACAGACUCUAGUGGGAUGUUCGUCUCUCUCAAAUCACAGCUUCCCGCAAGAUUAAGAUCUGUGGCAUGUUCCGAUGUUCUAAGGAAAGCACUGUUCUGUCUUUACCUGUCCUUGUCAUUCUCUCACCGCUGCUUCUGUGUCUUCUUAAAAAGGGUGCAGAUGUGGGGCAGUGUUUGAUGAAGUGCCAGCUUCCUACCAUAAGCAGACAUAUUCUGGUGUUGUGGGCCUGCAGAGACAAUUGCAGCCAACAUGUCUAGGAAACAGACGCCGAAACCUGUGCGAAGCAAUAAAAAGAGUGAACUAGAGCGUAAGAGGGAUGAGCGGGCGGCGCGCAGGGCCAUCGUGAAAGACCGCAAGAACCGACCCCAGGAUGCCGACGAAGGAGCCGAGUUUGUCAGCUUCUCCAACCAGCUCCAGGCCCUGGGGCUCAAGCUGAGGGAAGUCCCUGGAGAUGGGAACUGCCUGUUCAGAGCUCUAGGAGACCAGUUAGAGGGUCACUCCCGGGGUCAUCUGCGGCUCCGCCAGGAGACAGUCCAGUAUAUGACGUCUCAUCGGCAAGACUUUGAACCCUUUGUCGAGGACGACGUGCCCUUUGCACAGCACUUGUCCAACCUUUCUCAGCCCGGUACGUUCGCUGGAAACGAUGCUAUUGUGGCUUUUGCUCGCAGUCAACAGGUGAAAGUGGUCAUCCAUCAGCUGAACACACCGCUGUGGGAGAUAAAUGGUGUCGAGAAGCAAGUGUGCAGAGAGCUACACAUCGCCUAUCGCUAUGGUGACCAUUACGACAGCGUGAGGCGGACCGGAGACAACUCUGAGAGUCCUGCUCACCUCCGCAUAGAGAAUCUGCAGAGCUCACAUGGCCAGCAGCGUGAGUUCGGGGACGGGCAGAGGGACAGACAGAAAAACCCUUCUUCUCCUACAGCGUCGGAGGAGGACAGCGUCAUCCUGAGCUCCAUCAAGAAUCGAGGAAUCCAGGGUGAUGAAGAGAAUCUGCUCCAGCUGAGUGCGGCAACGAUUAACGCUGAAUGGCUGGUUGGUUCUGUGCUGGGCCAGUCCUGCCAGGGCCAGUGCGCCUCAGGAUCCUGCUCAGCCUGCCGAGCUGCUGCGGCAGACUGCAGUGAGCACAAGCAGCCAGCAGAGGGCAGCAACGUUCAAAAACCGAAGGUAUCGAACAAGCAGAGGAAAGAGCAGCAGCGGCAAGAGAAGAAGAAGCGCCAGGAGGAGAGGCAUCGGCAGAAGUUUCUCCAGAGCAAAGGGAGCCAGGACCAGAACCAGAACCUGCCAGAGGCCGUCACUUUAGUACCGGCACUCAACACUCUCAGUAUAUAGACUGGAGCAUGGCCAUAAACACCUACUGCUAUUGUAGCUACCAGUGGCUGUCCACAAACUUUUGCACAUAGUCAGAUUUGAUUCAGUCACAGUGGAUACCUUUUCCUAAAGAGAGCCCUAUAGUUUCUUUGCAAACAGCAUAACGGUGCCUGCAAACUUGUGUGAGUGAGAUGCGUGAGAAGGCGGAGUGACAGAGCAUGACUAUCAGUGUUUUUGUUGAGUUUUGAUUCACUUCAAUCCCCGGCUGGUGCCGGCGUACGCAGAGGCUCGUCUGGUCCGCCUGCUGCGCCGCCUGGCCCUCUUUCUAUGCUGGACAUCUGGCUUACCGUGACAACCAUGCAGAUAAUCUUGUGCGGCUGGGCUUUUGGAUUCGGAUUGAAUUAACCUAUAUUCAGAUUUAUUCUGUUUGUGAUCAAAGCGUGAGGUGAAGGAAGAGCGGCAGUGAAAUGAUUGUUACGCACACUGUGUAAGGAAUGUGGCAAUAAAUAACGAUAAACGAUG